Molecule: messenger RNA, 3320 nt
Organism: Ricinus communis (castor bean)
Lineage: Eukaryota; Viridiplantae; Streptophyta; Magnoliopsida; Malpighiales; Euphorbiaceae
Product: B3 domain-containing protein Os07g0563300
Exons: 14
Coding region: 275-2920 (881 amino acids)
Molecular function (GO): DNA binding; zinc ion binding
Source: RefSeq, a predicted model, not a curated record
GACAAUACCCAAUUUUCCAUUUCCUAUUUCAUCUCUCUCUUCAAAACCCCUCCCUCUCUCUCUCUCUAACUCUUAAACAGCACCCGCGACAUGAUUGCAUAGAUCAGGCCGUAUCCACCAGUUCUUUUUUAUUAAGCCUUCUUUUUGUGUGCUUUCAUCUCUCUUUCUCUUAUACUAUAACGGCUACCUUCGAUUUCGGAUUUUUUUUUUAAAUAAAUCUUUUAGGGUUAUGCUUUAGAAAUUAAUUGAAAAGAGAAGUGGAAGUGUGUGAGAGAUGGCUGCUAGUGCUCCUACAUCUUCGGUUUCUGCAACGUCGAAGAAAUGCUUCAAUUCGGAUUGUACGGAGUUCAAAAUUAGGAAAGGCUGGCGUUUGCGUGCUGGAGAUUUUGCUGAGCUUUGUGAUAGAUGCGCUUCUAUGUUUGAGGAGGGGAGAUUCUGCGACACGUUCCACUUGAAUGCCACUGGUUGGAGAUGUUGUGAAUCUUGUGGGAAGCGAGUUCAUUGUGGAUGUAUUGUUUCAAAUAAUGCAUUUAUGCUGUUGGAUGCUGGAGGGAUCGAGUGCAUGGCAUGUGCAAGAAAAAAUAUUGUUUUGUCAUCUAAUACUCCAUGGCCUCCUCCUUUGUUCUAUAAUACUCCAUUGUCCGAGAGAUUUAAGGACCUUUCUGUCAAAGGUUUGGGUCAAUUAGCUGGAUCAGGUCCUGUGCCGUGGCGGCAAGCGCCCAGUUUGUUCAAUUCCCCUAUUUCUCAUUCUGAACUGCAACCAAGGGCACUAUAUGAAAUUGACCGGCUUGCUACCGGUGAAAGAUCUUCUGCCCCUGCUCUGGAGAAAGGGAGAAUGGAUGAUUUUUCUGAAAGAUUGAUUAAUGGGAGCCUGAAGCUCGGUACACGAGAUAUACUUGAGAAUGGGAAUGCAGGAGCCGGCAUUGAGGAGAAACCUGGUUCAUGUUUGGGUAUACCACACCAGCCUUCUUCUUUAAGGGAGGAUCCAUCUACUGCACAAAGAAUGGUGAUACCUUUUGCAUCUCUGAAUGAACCAAACAUCAGCGCGGUUUCAGGAACUCCUUUACGGCAACCUGCUCCACCACCUUCACUUCCAAAGCAGUUUCAUGGUAAUUUGCAUAAUGGAGUUGACUCAUCGAUUGACACUCAUAUACGUAAUGGAAGACCUCGAGUAGAUGCCCGUGCUAGAAGCCAAUUACUUCCUCGCUAUUGGCCAAGGUUUACUGAUGAAGAGCUACAGCAGAUUUCUGGGAAUUCAAAUUCUGUAAUCACCCCUUUGUUUGAGAAAAUGUUGAGUGCUAGUGAUGCUGGGCGAAUUGGGCGCUUAGUGCUCCCAAAAAAAUGUGCAGAGGCUUAUUUUCCACCAAUCUCACAUCCUGAAGGGUUACCUCUUAAGGUCCAGGAUGCUAAAGGCAGAGAAUGGAUAUUUCAGUUUCGUUUCUGGCCCAACAAUAAUAGCAGAAUGUAUGUCCUGGAGGGGGUGACUCCAUGCAUACAGAAUAUGCGAUUGCAAGCAGGCGAUAUAGUAACAUUUAGUCGAUUAGAGCCAGAAGGAAAAUUGGUAAUGGGAUUCAGAAAGACCUCAAAUGUUCCAUCAUCUGAUCAGGACAAUGAUACAAGCAAGACCAGUAAUGGUGUUUCUACGAAUGGAGAUGCUGAAUUGGCAGAUUCCAGUCCUUGGUCUAAAGUUGACAAGUCGGGAUACAUAGCAAAAGAGGUUCUUGAAGCGAAAUCUUCAAUCAGAAAAAGGAAAAGCAGCACAUUGGGCUCAAAGAGUAAGCGUCUGAGAAUUGAAAAUGAAGACAUGAUAGAACUGAAGCUGACAUGGGAAGAAGCACAAGGACUGCUUCGCCCCCCCCCUGACCACAUUCCUAGUGUCCUGGUGAUUGAAGGAUAUGAGUUUGAGGAAUACGAGGAUGCACCAAUACUUGGGAAGCCAACAAUUUUUGCUACUGAUAAUUCAGGUCAAAAGGUUCAAUGGGUUCAAUGCGAAGAUUGUUUUAAAUGGCGCAAGUUGCCUGCCAAUGCUGAUCUUCCAUCCAAAUGGACAUGUACUGGAAAUUCCUGGGAUCCAGAAAGAUCAUUGUGUUCAGCCACUCAAGAAUUGACAGCAGAACAGAUUGAAGAUCUGCUACCAUCUUGUAAUAUAGUUGCUUCCAAGAAAUUGAAGGCUGCUAAACAGGAAACGGAGAAUGUCGAAGCGUUGGAGGGGCUGGACACACUUGCUAACCUUGCUAUUUUAGGGGAAAAUGAGGCACUCCCAGCUUCAUCACAAGCCACCACAAAGCACCCACGACAUAGACCUGGCUGCUCCUGCAUUGUGUGCAUUCAACCGCCAAGUGGGAAGGGCCCCAAACACAAGCAGACAUGCACGUGUAAUGUGUGUCAAACAGUGAAGCGUCGUUUCAAAACCCUAAUGAUGAAGCGCGAGAAGAAGCAAUCAGAGAAAGAAGCAGAAACUACAAGGAAAAAGCAGCAGCAACCUUUGCCUGAGAAAUUGCUGGAUGAUGACCCCUCACCAUCUAGUAACACUGGAAGUAGCAGCCCCAACAAGAAAAAGGUAUUCAGUGAAGGGUCUGAUGAUGAUCCCAACAGAAUGAAAUCUUCCACUUCUCCUUUUAAAGGCCAAAUCGACCUUAAUAUCCAGCCAGAGCGAGAGGAAGAGUUGUCACCUGGUUCUGAUUCUGGAAGCAUGAUGAAGAUGAUCCAGGGCGCCACAGAGAGGUAUCUUAGGCAGCAGCUAUUAUUGAGCUCUGACGGUGACACUGUUUCAGCAGGGAAACAAGCAUUAGCAGGUCAUGCAAUGGGUGAAGAAGUCGGUAAUGGUAUUACACUUGGUAGCAGCCUUCAAGAUCCUGACAAAGAUAACUCUACGACUUUCUCCACAAAAGUGCCUGCAUCCUCUCCGGCCAUAGGGUAGGUAAUGCUUCUUUGUAACAGUGGUAUAUUGGCCUUCCAUGGAGGACUUGGGAGCUGGACACGAGGACACUUGUGUUUGUACAUUUCCACAAUAGUGUGCUACUUCUUUGGUCUGUACAUAAGAGUAGAAUUAGGAAGCAGGCAGCAACAAGGUUGAGAAACCAAUAAUUUUGCUCAUUCAUAUACUAUGAGAUGUUACUAUCUAGUGUAAUUUAAGGGGUUGCUAACUAGUUUAGAGUUUAGAUCCUGAAUGACGACAAUUUAUUCAAGUGGGUGGUAGGUCGAAGCUAUGUAGUUCAUUAUUAGGAGCUCACCACUACUCUCAUUCAGGAUCACGGACAAUGUAACUAAGCUGUGCCAGUUUUUUUUCACUUGGUAAAAUGAGAAAUUGUUUUCGGGUA